Tribolium castaneum (red flour beetle) is the source of this 3172-nucleotide messenger RNA. RefSeq names its product inter-alpha-trypsin inhibitor heavy chain H4. The record is from RefSeq and is a predicted model, not a curated record. The transcript is spliced from 14 exons. NCBI's taxonomy places the organism in Eukaryota, Metazoa, Arthropoda, Insecta, Coleoptera, Tenebrionidae. The coding region runs from base 275 to 3121 and encodes 948 amino acids.
UAUGUCGAAUCAGUGCGCAGUAUUACACGGACAGAGGAGAAGGAAGAGAGUGAGUGAGUCAGUUAUCGUCCAGCUCUAAUCCGAGCAAAACUGUUGUUUUGCUCUACAUUAUAGAAAAAUUAUUAGAACCAAGCCUUUAUUAAAUUAUUUAGUGAGUUCUGUUUAUAUUUUAAGGGAUUUUUGCAAUAAAUCAAUACCUAGACCAACGUUCAAUUACUUGGUGAUAUAAUUAUUAAUAAUAUAUAUUUUUGAAAUUUAAUUCUCCGUAAUAAUAAUGGAAACUUCAGAUAUUGUGCCUCCUCAAAUCUAUUCAAUGCACAUUGAAACGACAAUAAGUAACCGUUUUGCCAAAACUCUAAUUACAAGUACAGUAAAAAAUACUGACAAUAAAGCUAAGGAGGCCAUAUUUUCGGUCAUUUUGCCGGAAAACGCCUUCAUCUCAGAAUUUGAAAUGGAAAUUGAUGGAAAAAUAUUCAAGGCUUACGUGAAAGAGAAAGCUGAUGCUAAGGCAAUAUAUAAUCAGGCCGUUUCAAGUGGGCUUAGUGCGGCUCAUGUCGAACUAAACGCUCGCGAUUCGAAAAAAUUCACCGUUUCGGUGAAUAUUGAACCGUCGAGUGAAAUCAUCUUCAGACUCACGUACGAGGAGCUUUUGCAACGCCAGAAUGGCCAAUACGAACUUAUUAUUAACGUACAUCCGGGACAAAUCGUUGAUGAUCUCUGUGUGGAAGUAAAAAUUGACGAAACGCGCCCUUUGACCUUUGUCAAAACUCCCUCGUUACGUACAGGGAAUGAGAUAAGUGACGAUAAGCCCGAAUUGGAUCCUUGUGCCAAAACAGAGAUGAUUAACGCGAAUUCGGCCAAAGUUAGAUUCAAUCCGGACAAAGAGCAGCAGAAAAAAUAUGCAGAGCUGCUCGGGAGUAAAGAUCAGGGGCUUGCGGGCCAGUUUGUUGUGCAGUAUGACGUAGAAAGGGACCCAAAAGGGGGCGAAGUUUUGUUACGUGACGGUUAUUUCGUCCAUUUUUUCGCCCCAAGUGGGCUACAAACGUUCCCAAAACAUGUAGUUUUUGUCUUGGAUCACAGUGGAAGUAUGGGAGGACGCAAAUACGAACAAUUAAAACAAGCAAUGGAUAAAAUUUUGUCCGAUUUAAACCCCGAUGAUUUGUUUCAUAUUGUGCGAUUUUCCGAAAUUGUUUCAGUCUGGAAUUUGGAAAAAAAUAAGUUUGAUAAAAUUCGUUUCAAGCAAAUGCCUGACUAUGAAAAUUUUGAUUCGGUCCUAGCGGAGUUUAAUUUAAGGGAUGCGAUUCAAGUGACUGAAGACAAUAUUAAAAAAGCCAAAAGUAUCAAAGACGAUAUUGUGGACAUGGCAUGCACUAAUAUUAUCGGGGGAUUGGUAGUCGGUCUGUAUUUAGUGCGACGUACUUUACAAAAAUUUUACGAAAAAAAUAUUGAAACUAAACACCAACCAAUGAUUAUUUUUCUCACUGAUGGGUUACCAAAUGUUGGUCUAAUUAUACGAGACGAAAUUACCAAUGUUGUGACUAAAAUCAAUCAAGGGACAAACAGAGCUGCAAUUUUCUCCCUGUCUUUCGGUGAAGACGCCGAUAAAAAUUUCUUGAAAAAAUUGUCGGCCCAAAAUUUGGGCUUUUCGAGGCAUAUUUACGAAGCAGCUGAUGCCGCCCUCCAAUUGCAAAAUUUCUACCGCACUGUUUCCUCCCUUUUGCUGCGAGACGUCCGAUUUAAAUACGUCGACAAAGUCUCAGAAGUGACCCGAAUUGAUUUCCCGAUUUUUUUCCUUGGUUCGGAAUUUGUGAUAGCCGGACGAUGCGGAGACACACGACCUUUGAGACACGUUGAAGCUUUUUGUACCAACGGUUGCAUCGAAUUUGAAACAGACGAGACCGAAAGUGACGUGUCUCUAGAGCGACUUUGGGCCUAUUUAACCGUCAAACAAUUGCUAGACGAGGCAGAAACGUCCGAAAAUCGCACUGAAUUGACCAAAAAGGCACUCAAUUUGGCCCUGAAAUAUUCUUUCGUGACUUCAGUCACGUCUUUGGUUGUUGUAAAACCGCAACAAAAUGAAACGUUAGAGAAUGUUGAUUAUACUCGUAAUCGCCGUUUAUCAAGAGAUGACGCAAUACCACAAUCGGCUUUUGUGCCUAAUUCAGGCGGUCGUUAUCCCGCUAUAAAAUAUAGCCUUAAAACUUCACCUUUCCAUCGAUUAUAUAGUCACUGUAAGGCUCACAUUUUCGUUGCGCCUGAAUUACCAAAUUUGUCUUCUGGAAUGCGCAAAGUCUUUACUGGUUUCAAACACAAGGACGAGAUAACACAAUUUAAAACUUGGGUGAACACCACUCAGCCACAUUUGCCCCAAAUUAACGAUGUGCAAGCACAUUUGUUUUUGCAAUGUUGUGACUACAACGAAGAAAUGGCAAAAAAUUUGAUUGAUUCAUAUUUUACGGUGCGCACUUUGUGUCCUGAAUUUUUUACUGGGAGAAAUGUUUCGAAAUCUCCUCUUUUGAAGAGUUGGAACGUUGUGUUUAUGACUGUACUAACGGAGAAGACACAAGGUUACAUUUGUGUAAAACUGUGGGACGUGGAUCCUAACAAUUUCGAUUUUAUUGCAACUGUUAAAUGCUUUGAUAUGAUGUGCUCUCUACAUUUCAAUAAGGGGGAAAUAUUUGACGAGUAUUGUCUAGUUUUAGAUAUGAACGGUCUCACUUUGGAGCAUUUAGACAAACUGGAGCCGUCACUUUUGAAAAAGUUUCUAUUUUAUUUGCAAGAGGCGAUUCCAAUUAAAAUAAACAAGAUACACUGUUACAUUCCGUCUUCUGAAGACAACGACAUAGUAUCUGACAUAAGGGCAUUACUAAAACCACUCGUAAAAGAAGAAAUAAUGUCCAAGAUUUCUUUUCCUAGCACCGCUGGUUAUUUGUUAUGUUACGCCUCAAAAAAGUGUGUUUUUAAAGGAUAUGGGGGCACUUUAGACGUCGAGAAUUUGAUCACUAAAACCUGGAGAGAAUUUCAUAAAAACACUGCAUUUUUUCAAGAAGAAGAAAAACAAGUAGUUGACGAAACGAAACGAGUCGAGCCACCAAAAAUAACAAAUGACUGUUUUAACUAGCGACUUUAUGUAAUAGAUUUUGUCAAAUAAAUAGUAAAUUAUCUUGGUUAA